UGCAAAAAAGACAAUUAAUUAAGUUACUUUUGCUGUUUUAAUCCCGGUCGCAGAGGAUUGCGAAAGCAGCUACGUCAGAACGUAUCGAUUGUAAGGCGCGGUGGUUCACGCAUGCGCGCAGCGUCAUUCGCGAUUCCUACUUUUCUAACAUAAACAGUCCUUUCUCGUUCAAACGGCCUUUGAUAGCAGCGGUAUUUUGUCUAUUCGAAUUCGCAACGCGUCUUUCCCCUUGAUUCCACUGCGUCCAUUACAAACCGAUAAGUUAGGUGACGAAACGUUUACGAAAUCCUCGUGCAUUAAUAUCGACGAACGAAUGGAGAUGUGACUUGUUCUUGCUCCGAAAGAACGGUCAGUUACGUCGAAGCAACAGAUUGUUAUGUGAACAAGGAAACCGGUGCGUAUAGGGAUGUAAUUUACCGUGAACCGAGCCGGGGAAAAGGAGACAAGUUCCGGUGACCGAUAUCAGAGAACGUUAGACACUGUUGGGCAAUAAGAUGGUUCACGUGGAUGGAUAUAUUCCUUUUUCGACUGGUGGCCUGCCAAAAAGUCCAAGUUUCCACCAGGGGCUCGCCUUGGCUACUGUUUUAUCUCGAGAAUCGAAUAAACCUUACUUGACCAACUUCACUUCGCAUUAUCAACCGUUACGACCCCUAUUAAUCGAAACUCAACAAGGAAACGAAAGAGAAGAAUUAUUCAUCCAGAAACUACGGCAAUGUUGUGUGCUAUUCGACUUCGAGUCCGAUCCUCUUUCGGAUCUAAAAUGGAAAGAGGUGAAGCGUACUGCCCUCAACGAGAUGGUCGAAUAUGUCACCAAGAACAAAAACGUGAUCACGGAGGCGAUCUACCCUGAAGCGGUGAACAUGUUUGCAGUGAAUCUGUUUCGCACUCUUCCACCAUCGUCGAAUCCGAACGGAGCGGAGUUCGAUCCGGAAGAGGAUGAGCCAACGUUGGAAGCAGCCUGGCCUCACUUGCAACUAGUUUACGAAUUCUUCUUACGAUUGCUCGAGUCUCAGGAUUUCCAGCCCUCCAUCGCUAGACGUUACAUAGAUCAGAAGUUCGUGUUGCAACUUUUGGAACUAUUUGACUCGGAGGAUCCACGGGAAAGAGAUUUCCUGAAGACAACGCUUCAUAGGAUUUAUGGGAAGUUUUUGGGACUUAGAGCGUACAUCAGGAAGCAAAUAAAUAAUGUUUUUUAUCGAUUUAUAUAUGAAACUGAACACCAUAAUGGAAUUGCCGAACUCCUUGAAAUUUUGGGAAGUAUAAUCAAUGGGUUCGCACUACCAUUAAAAGAAGAACACAAAAUAUUUCUAUUAAAGGUACUUUUACCUUUACACAAAGCCAAAUCGCUCUCUGUAUAUCAUCCGCAAUUAGCAUACUGCGUGGUUCAGUUCCUGGAGAAGGACCCAUCAUUGACUGAACCUGUUAUUAGAAGCCUGCUGAAAUUUUGGCCGAAAACACAUUCCCCUAAAGAAGUAAUGUUUUUGAACGAGCUUGAAGAAAUUCUCGAUGUGAUUGAACCUGCGGAAUUUCAAAAAGUCAUGGACCCAUUAUUUAGACAAUUAGCGAAAUGUGUAUCAUCUCCACACUUUCAGGUGGCUGAAAGGGCUCUGUAUUACUGGAACAACGAAUACAUAAUGUCCCUUAUAUCGGAUAACUAUGCAGUCAUCCUACCAAUCAUGUAUCCAGCAUUCUACAGAAAUUCUCGAAAUCAUUGGAACAAAACUAUUCACGGCUUGAUUUAUAAUGCAUUGAAGCUAUUCAUGGAGAUGAACCAGAAAGUAUUCGACGAGUGUACACAACAGUAUUAUCAGGAUCGACAGAGAGAAAGGAAGUUUAUGAAAGACAGGGACGAAGCGUGGAUGCGCGUUGAAGCAUUAGCAAUGAGACAUCCGAAUUACAACGCGGCUCUAAAAGGUAUUACGAAUACAACAUCUGGCACGAUAUUGCAACAACAAUUAGACAGCCCUCCACCUGACGAAGACGGUGAUACAGAUCAGACUCCGCUCACAUUGGAAAAGAUAGAAGCGAAAGCGAACGAGGCAAAAAAAAUGACCAACUCCAAUAAAACAAAGCCACUUUUGCGAAGGAAAAGCGACUUACCCCAAGACACGUACACAAUGCGGGCAUUGUCCGAUCACAAACGCGCAGACGAAUAUCUUGUUACGCCACCGGAUCCUAACAAUUGCUAGUCUCUACCGCAAUCUCUUCCCAUAUAUCCUCUCUUUUGCUGCAGUGAUUUUGGGAGUUAGCUUUUUCGAAGAGAGAAACGAAACAGCGAUGAGUCGGAUCUAAUCAAUCGAGCAGUCACAACAUUCGACGACAACCGUCUACAACAGAAUUUGAUCGUUUAGAGAAGUCAACAUUGUCAUAAUUAUCUCUCUCCUCUUUCCCCACCCUCCCUCUUGUAUCAGAAAGUAUCAAGAUGUGUAUUGUAAUAUCUUUUUCUUUGUAUCUCGGUAAACGAAAAAAAGCUUUCUCUCAUUGCACCCAGCACAUUCGGAAGAUGUAUCCAUGUCCGUAGUAAUCUAUAAAAAAGAAAAGGAAGGAAAAAUGCUGAUAACUUCCUAUAUACUCUUCGAGUUGAUUUACGUAAGGUAUCGCGAGAUUUAUGAAAAUACUACAUACUCGCUAUCAAAGAAAUGAAAAAAAAAAACAUGAGAUGUAAAAGAAACCUAGUAAAUAAGGGUCCUAAGUGUAUUAAAUAAUACACAGAGUAUUUUAUAAAUUGUAGAUUUCUUGCGUAUGGAGAAAUCUAUCGCUGACAAUAAGACAGUUUUUUCACACUCAUAUGUACGUCUUCACAUUCUUAAAUUUUCUGUGCUCGAUGUUCAAUAGAUACUUGGCAUACAGGUUAGAUCAUACACUAAGUUAAUGAUCGAACUGAAAGCUCAAACGAUUUACUUACUAAGACUUAUUCGUAAUUGUUUUAAAACAGGUUGUCUUGCUUUUGGCGGGGGAUUUUCUUCAUAUCAUAGGAAUUUAUGGUUUAUCGAACACCAUAUAUACAGGGUGAGUCACAAUGCGUGGACAAAAUUUUACAAGUUGAUUCUUUUACAAGUUUUAUCUAAAGGAGUGAAUAAAUUCUUUUAUUUUUUUAUAUAUUAAAAGCGUAUGAAAUGUAAAUAUCACUAAGUAAAGUGAUGAAACAAUAAUUUCUGAUAAACUAUUUCAGAGUUAAACAUUCUUCUAAAAACACAUCAAAGCUUUAACUACUUCUACAUGAUAUUUUUUAUUCAGAAUCACCUUUCGAAUUAAUUGAUAAAUUUUUGUUCACUUGCGGUGAUAUACAUCUUGUAUAUAUACUCUAAAUAAACAAACAAAUUUUAUACGAAUUCGAAAGGUCAGAAAGAAUGGCCGCGUGCUUGAUGUCGUAAUAAUUAACAAUAAUAAAAAAAAAGAUAAGAAUACAAAUUUUAGAAUGCAAGUUUGAGGCGUUACUCUUUUGAGCGAGGUUUCCACUGAUGCGCAAACGACAGACAUUUAAUGACACACAAGUGAUAUAUAGUUGCUUCAACGCUACCAGCUCGUAAUUUAGCGGCAAAUAAUAAUAAUAAUAAUAAUAAUAAUAAUGAUAAAAAAAGAAAGAAAAACGAAAAAAAUUGCAAAAAGAAAUGAAAACGUCGUUUUAGAGUUAGAUGAACGUGAUAGCACUAUUUUAGAAUAUCGAUUGUUAUAAAUCUGAAUAUUCCUGAACGUACUACUUUUAUAUCUGUCGUGCCUAGAUGCCUGUGGAACGCAUUCGCAAGAAUCGCCUCUGCCAGAGGCCUAUAAUUAAGAAUCGUUAAAACAAAAGAAAAUAAAAAAAAAAAA
Molecule: messenger RNA, 3810 nt
Organism: Bombus impatiens (common eastern bumble bee)
Lineage: Eukaryota; Metazoa; Arthropoda; Insecta; Hymenoptera; Apidae
Product: serine/threonine-protein phosphatase 2A 56 kDa regulatory subunit gamma isoform
Exons: 7
Coding region: 495-2189 (564 amino acids)
Biological process (GO): protein dephosphorylation; signal transduction
Cellular component (GO): protein phosphatase type 2A complex; nucleus; cytosol
Molecular function (GO): protein phosphatase activator activity
Source: RefSeq, a predicted model, not a curated record